UAGCCUAAAACAACUAGGGCAUGUAGCUGACCUAAAAUGUUGGUUUCGUCAGGCUUUUAUUGUGAAGGCAAACAGGAAGAGGAUUGUUUGAUGUCCGUGGCGCUGACGGAUGUUGUUUAACGGUUGGCCGGGCCAUAGUUAGUGGCUAAAGAGUGUCUUCCUUACAACUUCUUUUUUACAAAUCUUCACUUUUACAAGCAAUAAAACUGAUGACAUGGCUUCCACGGUGCCCAUUAAGAUUGGUAUAAUUGGUGGUUCAGGCCUUGAUGAUCCAGAUAUCUUGGAGGGAAGGACUGAGCGUUAUGUUGACACACCCUAUGGAAAGCCAUCCGAUGCUCUGAUACUUGGGAAAAUAAAAAAUGUGGAAUGUGUGCUCCUUGCAAGGCAUGGGAGACAACACACCAUUAUGCCAUCCAAUGUGAACUACCAGGCCAACAUCUGGGCACUGAGAGAAGAGGGCUGCACACAUCUGUUGGUUACCACGGCCUGUGGUUCCCUCCGGGAGGAGAUUCAGCCAGGAGACAUUGUCAUCAUAGAUCAGUUCAUUGACAGGACCACCAAGAGAGCUCAGACGCUGUACGAUGGGCAGUCAACCAGUCCUCCAGGAGUGAGUCACAUCCCCAUGGCUGAGCCUUUCUGCAACAGAACCAGAGAGGUUCUGGUGGAGGUGGCGCGGAGCCUGGGGGUCAAGUGCCAUGUGCGAGGCACCAUGCUGAGUAUCGAGGGCCCCCGCUUUUCCUCGCGGGCCGAGAGCCUGAUGUUCCGCCAGUGGGGCGCUGACGUCAUCAAUAUGACCACUGUGCCAGAGGUGGUCCUCGCCAAGGAGGCCGGCCUGUGCUAUGCCAGCAUCGCCAUGGCAACUGACUAUGACUGUUGGAAGGAGCAUGAGGAGGCGGUCUGUGUUGAUAACGUACUGAAGACGAUGAAGGAGAACGCCAACAAAGCCAGCAGUAUCCUGCUGACUGCAAUACCUCAGAUUAGUCAGAUGGACUGGGCUCAGACUAUGAAGACCUUGAAAUCAAUGGCCCAAUCUUCAGUGAUGUUACCAAAACACUAAGCAUGCACAAAAGGAUACCAGUCACCGACUGCAGACUCCACUCCGCCU
Etheostoma cragini (Arkansas darter) is the source of this 1105-nucleotide messenger RNA. RefSeq names its product methylthioadenosine phosphorylase (gene mtap). Gene Ontology annotation, cellular component: cytosol. The transcript is spliced from 8 exons. The coding region runs from base 215 to 1057 and encodes 280 amino acids. Gene Ontology annotation, molecular function: S-methyl-5-thioadenosine phosphorylase activity. The record is from RefSeq and is a predicted model, not a curated record. Gene Ontology annotation, biological process: nucleoside metabolic process. Lineage: Eukaryota; Metazoa; Chordata; Actinopteri; Perciformes; Percidae.